UGCUUUUGCCACGCGCGUGUGCCCAACCACCAAAAAUUUGCGACCCUCUGCAAAAAUGGGAAUUAAAAAACCCGCGAGGCGACCUGGUGCCUCGUCCAAACAAAAGAAAAAGAAGCAGAUUCCAAAAUCGAAUUUACAACAAAAGGGCAGCAAUGUAAAACAACCGAAUAGUGGCAAAGCGUUGAUUAUCGCUCAGGAGAUCAAGUUUGCUAGGUUACUGGCGAGUAAAGACAAAAAGGUGCGCGACAAAGUGCUCAAAAAUCUGAAAAAGUGGUUGACGGCGCGUUCCCGGAGUUCUUUUGCAUUCACAGAACCAGAUUUUAUCAGAUUAUGGAAAGGCUUAUAUUACUGCAUGUGGAUGUCUGAUAAACCACUAGUUCAAGAAGAACUAGCGGAGUCAAUCAGUAAAAUAGUACAUUGUUUUUCUUCAAUGAAGACUGCGCUACUUUACAUUAAGUGUACCUUCAAAAGUCUUGCCACUGAGUGGUUCGGCAUCGACCAAUACAGAGUUGACAAAUUCGAAAUGUUGCUAAGGAGAAUAAUUCGUCAAACAUUUGAAAUGUGCAAGAAUAAUGAAUGGAAUAAAGAGUGGAUAGUAGAACUUGCAAAGAUAUUACAAGAGUUACUGGUUGCCCCAGAAACUUCUUUAGGAAUUAAGUUACACAUCACCGAAAUCUACAUGGAAGAACUCGCUAAAGUAUGCGGCGGUGAAAUAAGUGAAGAAAUCGUCACAGAGCUAAUCAGACCUUUUGCAGUUUACUUAUCAGGAAUGGACGAUCCCAGACAAAUGAGGCAUGUUAUUAAAAAUAUCUUUAGGUAUCUAAUAUUCCAAUCAGAUGUUGGAAUGGAUUAUCUAGAAAAAUUCGAAGCUUGGAAACAAGCCGGUUUUCCCUGUGGAAGUAUCGAUGCAAUGGAAAAAGUUGAUGUACCCGAUGGCGAGAUAGACUUGAGCAACAUAAGUCAGAGUUCGGAUGAAGAAGUUGCUGGACCAUCUGAAAAAGCUCUCGAUCCAAGAGCAGGACGAGUAGAUGUCGAAAUCCCUCAAAUUCCAUUCGAUCCUCAACAAAUUGCUAAUUUGCUGCUGGAAUAUAGGUUUCACACCUCGUCCACGACGAAAUCUCGUAAACAAAUAGUACGAUUAGCAAAAGAAUUUACUCUGAUUUCGCAAGGAGAAAUGCCUCUAGGCGUGAAGGAAAUUCGGAUGCCUUUAAAAAAGAAGAGUAACCCCAAAAAGGCAGCCUUCGAUCUUAUCGAGUUUGAGCAGGAUCUUUAUGCAGAUUCGAAUAAGGCGAUGAAGAAACGAAAAAGGAAAAGUAAUGAGGAAGCUGACGGUGAAACUGUAAACGGGAAAGAUGACAAACCAGUGAUAGUGAAGAAAAAAAAACUCAAACCUGACAAUUCAGAGGCUUUAGAUUCGAGUCUUUUGAAGCAGAAACAGAAGCAGAACAUUUUAAAGAAGAAAACUAAAAUCCCGGUAGCUGGUGUUCCGAUUGCGAAUGGAAAUUUAAAGAAAAAGAAACACCGGAAGAAAAAUAAAGAAGCCGAGUUUGCAACUUGCGGCAGCUGGGAUGUGUCCACUGCAAAAUCGGAAGUCGCCUUACAGAAAAAGGCGAAUUCAGUGCAGAGUGCAAAUCCCGAGGAGAUUCGAAAGAAGCAAAAUGCCUUGUCUAUCUUGACUGAGUCUCUCACAAAUUCUAAGAUGCCAACUUUGAGACCAGUAUUAAUGAAGUUAGAAGACCAGAAUGGCAAGCUGCCCUAUGCGCCGGAAAAGAAUAAGCCAGCUUUCAAGACACCAGAAAAGAAUAAGAUUGUAUUUACGACGCCAGAAAAGAAUAAGUUAGCUUUUACGACACCGAGUAAGAAACGGGUAAAAAUUAUGUUGCAGCGAAACACAGCGCAGCACACUUCCGAAUAUUUCCAGCAGCUUCGACAAAGUCCUCAGAUUCCUUAUGACGCUAAUCGUAAACCUCGAGCUGGAGUCUUGAAACCGAGCCCUCUCCCGAGUCCGAUAAAUCCUUUUUAUAAAAGGAACUCGAAAUGAAUUGCCCAGGACGGUGAAAAAUUGAACAAUGUGAUCAGUGAUUGAAUGCGUCGAGUCAUUUAAAUGACCAUAUAUAUUUUUACCUUUGAUCUGAAAUCUGAACGUAGUUAAUUUGUAUACAUUCUUAUCUCUAUUUCAGAAUUUCGCGAGCGUUCACUUCGAUUAUCAUAUCAUAUACGAAUGAUACUUUUACCGGCUUGUAAAUAUCGCAAAUAAAAGCAUCGCAUUGCACUUUAUUAGACUAAAAAA
Molecule: messenger RNA, 2290 nt
Organism: Belonocnema kinseyi
Lineage: Eukaryota; Metazoa; Arthropoda; Insecta; Hymenoptera; Cynipidae
Gene: Nnp-1
Product: ribosomal RNA processing protein 1 homolog
Exons: 8
Coding region: 56-2041 (661 amino acids)
Biological process (GO): rRNA processing
Cellular component (GO): nucleus; preribosome, large subunit precursor; preribosome, small subunit precursor
Source: RefSeq, a predicted model, not a curated record